UAAUGUAAGGGCUUCUUCCUAAACCAAAACCCAAACCCUGAACCCUGGUCUCUCGGGAACAAACACAAAAAAGGCACACACUUUUGCGGACAAGGCAAAUCAGGAUUUCCGUGAGUCAGUAAUUACAACAAACAUCUGGUGUGCGUCGGUCACAUUUCGAUAUGAAGGGCAGCAGAACUACUACUCCUACUAAGCUCUUAACAUUUGCCGAAAAAUGCAAGAACAUAUUAGCAUCAAAUUGGCAAGGUACUCUAAAUACAGUUAAAGCUGAUUCUACAGGAAGCAAGGAAGAAAUCUACAGUUCAAAAGUCAAAUACUUUGUCAAGAGAGGAAGGCCGUACAUUUGGGUACCAGAAAAUGACUUGCAUAAUGUGAAUACAGUUAUAGAUGAACGUGGUUCAUUUGCUGUCACAAGUCCCUUACCAGGUUCCCUUGCAAGUUUGCUCCAAGCAUUAAAGAAGCCCCCCAAUCGGAUUGCUCUUGUCGGUGAAGUUGUGCCGCUUAGUGAUAAUAAGAUCAAGUCAGCAGCAGAAACCCUGCGAGAGAUGAUAAUAUCAGAAGGGGAGGCAAUAAGGGAGUUUAGUUACUCAGUUUCUAGUAUAUUAAGUUCAUCUAAUUUCACAUCUACAUCUCGUGCCGAAAACCUUCAAGAGUUUUUGAAUGAAGAUCUACAAUAUAGGAUAUACAAGUUUAAUCCAAGCUCAAUCACUUACAUAGAAAGCAAGGGAAGCAGCCAUGAAAUGGAUAUGAAGGAUAUGGAAGAAUCAAAGGCUGAUCCCUUGUCUCUUUUUUCUGCAAGCUUGAUUGAUGGCAUUAAUCAAAGUGAAGUCAGACGUCGAGCCCUGAUGAUUUUUUGUGCUACAUACUUGAAUAAGAAUGUUAAGGAUGCCCUGGUGCUUUCGAUAGAUCGGAAAGGGCUUGAUUUGCUGGGGAAGGUUAUGGGACCCAUGAUGGACGAUGGGUCUCGUGAAGUCCAAUGGAAAGAGAUGCGAUUGCAGCUUGCGGAAGAAGCUCGUGAUGUUGAGACGUUCUGCAAACGACUUGUUGAGAUGGAAGAGGAAGCAAUUAAGAAUGUUUCAGCAUUCAGUGGCCUACCAUUAGAUGCUAAUGAAAUGUAAGCCCUCACCGAACUUCGUGUGUGUUAACAUGGUUUGUUCAAGUUACAAUUUUUAUGUAUCCCGUAUUAAUAUAAUGCUUAAUAUAUUCACCACGGGUAAGGUUCAUGUGAGAACUA
Erigeron canadensis is the source of this 1234-nucleotide messenger RNA. RefSeq lists its product as uncharacterized. Lineage: Eukaryota; Viridiplantae; Streptophyta; Magnoliopsida; Asterales; Asteraceae. The transcript has 9 exons. The record is from RefSeq and is a predicted model, not a curated record. Bases 162 to 1118 code for a protein of 318 amino acids.